Australozyma saopauloensis is the source of this 879-nucleotide messenger RNA. RefSeq names its product SNAP receptor (gene PEP12). NCBI's taxonomy places the organism in Eukaryota, Fungi, Ascomycota, Pichiomycetes, Serinales, Metschnikowiaceae. Gene Ontology annotation, biological process: vesicle fusion; Golgi to vacuole transport; intracellular protein transport. Gene Ontology annotation, molecular function: SNAP receptor activity; SNARE binding. Gene Ontology annotation, cellular component: endomembrane system; SNARE complex; membrane. The transcript has a single exon. Bases 1 to 879 code for a protein of 292 amino acids. The record is from RefSeq and is a predicted model, not a curated record.
AUGUCUUUCAACGAACCAUUCAAAGACGACUUGGAGCACGAUGCAGGCCUCCAGGACCAAUACAGCGACUUCCCAAACUUCGAAAAACUCUCUAGAAAGAUCGAGGCCAGCUUGAGUACGGUGAAUGGCCUUCUUUCAAGCGAGAUCAGACCUUCUCUACAGAAACACGAAAAGCUCGAUAAGACUACUCCAACAUACUCGGAGAAUGCACAAAAGAUUGCGGACUCGCUCCGAGGAACAGUGACCAAAUGUGUGGAUACAUUUAAGCAGAUCAACGCUGCCACUUCAGAUUUGAAUGAGUACCUUCGGCAAUGUGAAUCGGAGCAUGCGGACCCCGAUGCUUUGGCUUACUUGCGGCAAAAAGAGUCCAUUCUCAUAAGCUCCACCAAGAACGCCUUGCAUCUGUUCCAGAGGCAACAACGGAAAGUGGUGACGCUUGAGAAGUCGUUGAUUGCAGCACUGGCAGCAGCCAUUGAUGAAGGAGUAGCUCCACUUGCACAUUCGCAAGCACAAGGUCAACAGCAACAGCCCGGGGAUGCACAGAUACAGAUCACGUACGAGCCCAUAAACGCAGAAGAGCUCGAGCAGCAGCUGCUCCUAAUACAAGAGCGCGAACGGGAAAUCCACCGAAUCGCACAAGACACACAAGAAAUCAAUGACAUAUAUCUGAACCUCCAGGACAUUGUCCAAGAACAGCAAUUCCAAAUAGACACGAUCGAGGACAAUAUUCUCAGCUACCAUGGCGACGUUCAAGGAGCCGCCGGCGAGCUACGCCGUGCAGAGCGGUACCAGCGCCGGUCCGGCGGGCGCAUGCUCUGCUGUUUGUUUAUUCUCUUGGGGGUUUUCGGGUCUGUGAUCCUAGUCAUGGUGGUCUUUUAA